AUGAAAUUUAUAAUUGUUGAUUAGCUAUCAUGUUUGGCUCACAUUAAGCAUACUACAUAACCAACUCAUUUCUGGUUAAAAUUAUCGAUAUUUGUUAUGUAUUCCUAAUAUAUCGCUUUGUUAUUGCCAAUGCAUGGAUGGAAUUUAUGGGAUUAUAGUGAUGGUCAUUUCAAACUAUUUCAAAUGAUAGCUCAAUCUUAAUUAAUCAUACCAAUUUUUGCAGACUCCUAAAUUGAUUUCAGAAUGACUGCAUUCAUAAUUACUAUUCUGUUACUCAUUGUCAUUAUUCUAAUCAUAUUCACUUUGCUAUUAUUUGGAAUUUACGAUAAUCGAAGCAUUAUUGAACAUCAAUCAAUAAGAAAAUCCAUCUUCUAUUUCUUACAAAUCACAGGAACAGUAUUUCAAUUACCCAUUUUAUUUUUAUUAGUGUCGCAAAUCUUAAAUGGUCCAGAAACUCUUAAUUUUUAAAAUACACUUCUUGGAAUACAGAGUAUCAUUAACUUUUUAACUUUAAUUUUAUUCACAAUCAUUAUAUUCUUUUCCUAAUAUUUCUUAAGAGCUUACACAUUCAUUCCAAGCAACUACAUCCAAUCAAAGUUUAAUGGCUUUCAACCCUUACAUUAUGUUUUGCAGGUAAUUAUGGCUGUAUUUUAUUUUGUUGACAAUUAAGACACUGUUUAAUAUGCUCAAAUUGCAAUAAUACAUCUUUCUUUAAUAUUUAAAAUUAUUGAAAGCCUAAUCUUUAAACCCUAUUUACCAUUUAUGAAUGAAACUCAUUUUAAAUUAAGCUUGGUUGCUGAAUUUAUCAACAUCAUAAUCAGUUUCUCCGUCUUUACAGAUGGCAAAAUAAUUGCUUAAGAAGACAUAUUAUAUUUACUUUUAUUUACUGCUUUAUUUUCGUAUUAUUUAGGAGAAGUGUUUCAUGAGAGGAAAUCCAUUUAAGCCUACGAUUUAGAUAUCAAUUGUUUUUCUUGUAUUUCAUUAGCAUAAGAACUGUUUUUAUAAUGCGUUGCAAUGAAUAAACUAAUCUAUUAAUAGCAGUUCUUCUCUUUGUAUUUCUACUACAAAGCUCAUAAAGUUAAUUGUGCUAAAAAUUGGAAUAAGAAACAUAGAAAAAAUGAUAAUCAUAUUCAGUUGACAAAUUAAACUAUUUAUUGUAUGUUGCAAACUGAACUUGAAAAAGCAAAAAGCGAUACUAAAACUAUGUAUGAAGAACUUGAGUUAUUCUUUAUUAAUUAUGUAGCUGAAUACAUCAAUCGACCAUUGUUGGCAUAUGUAGAAUUAAAAAAGUAUGAAACUCUAACUAACUAGCAAUCAUACUUUUUUAUGGUAGUCAAAUAUCAAAUGAGUCAAUUUCUUCAAUAAUUAGUCAGAAAAUAGCAGAAUCUAAUUAAAUUGAAUAAAAAAUAAUUAAGCAUUUAAUCGAUACAUGAAACUUUGAAAUUCUAAGAAUCAUUUAUACCAAAGGUAAAGGAGAUAAUUUUGGAAAAAAUUAGUUUUUGGACCAAUCAGAUAAAAGGAUUUAAUAGUAUUUAUGAUAUUGAGAGAAUGGCUAUCUCCUAAAGUGCAAAAAUUUAAAUCUUGCAUGAAGAACUUUAAAGAUUUUGUAAAUUUGAUUUUCAUAAUUUGGAUAAACUAUCUUAGAUUUAUAACGUAUAAACUAUCAAAUUCAUAUCUAUGUUUUUCAGUGCAAUAAUGAAUGAUUAUUAUAGUACUUAAAUAUGUGAAUAAGUAAUUGCAGAAAUAUUUAAUAUUGAACAUACACAAUAGGAUGAUCUAAUAACAAAUAUUCUGUUAGUUGAAGAGAGAGCAGCAUUAGUUUAAAUUAGUAUGGUUAGAAAUAGAGGGAAAAUAGUGAAUUCAGAUAAAAGGUUAUUGGCCAAAUAUUUUGAUUUUGAAGAAUAAGAAUUUUAAUAAAUAGAUAAUAUAAGUGCUUUGAUGCCAUCAUUUUUUGCAGAAAAACACGAUAGAUUACUUUAGGAUUAUUUGUAGUCGGCGAAAUCUAUAUUUUUUGAUGACUAUAAGUUAGUAUUCGGAAUUUCUAGAGAAGGAUUUUUAGUACCAUAAUAAUUAAAAAUUGAUAAUGAUUUUUCACUUUUAGAUGAUUAUAUACUGAUGGGUUGCAUGUCAAAGGUUAAACAUUCAUCAGAUUUUGUUUUGUUUGGAGAGGAUGGUUAUCUGAUUGGAUGCACUUAAAAUUUUUAUGAGACGUUCUUCUAAUUCUAACAAUCGAUUACCAAAUUCACUUCUGAUAUGAUUUAUCAAAUAAGUAUUUGCAUGUUAUUUCCCAAUAUUUUUGAUUUGCUCAUUGAUUUAAGGAAUAAAUUGAAAAAUGAUUUAUAAUAUGGAUCACCUGAUAAUUAUUGUAAAAUUUGGAAAUUCUUCAAUUAAAAGGAUAUACUAGAGGAUGGAUACAAAUUAUAGCAAUCAUUGAAACAAUUUUCAACACAAAAUUAUGAAAAAUCCUAAAGUAUAUAAAAAUCAAGGACUAGUCAAACAUCAUUAGAUUUGAAUAAAACAAGACUCGUCCAAUUAUAACUUAUGGAAAAUUAUGAAAUGUAGAAUUCAAUGAAAAGCAUUUAAUAUCUACAUUAAUUACCAUUAUUUAAUGUUGUUGUUUAAACUUAAAUGGUUGAUAAUAUAAAAAGGUUUGAGGAAAAGUAGAAAUAAAGUUUUAUUAGUAAAGUUCAAUUGUAAUUUAGAAUAAUGGGAAAAAAGGAUUAAAGAAAGGCUUAUUUUAUAUUAGAAAUUUUAGACAUUAGAAAAACUGAUGAUAAUAAAACAAACGAAUCAAUUGCAAACAAUUAAUAUUCAAACAAUGCGUUUUCAACAAAUUACAACUAAUAAACCAAUAUGGAAAACAGUUAGUCUUAUAUUCAACCAAGUGAAAAUGGAUUGGAAGCACCGUCUGUAGCUGUAGAGGAGAUACGUCCAGAUGUUUCAAAGAUUAAUGAGGUUUCAUUAUUGAUCAAAAAGUAUGGGAGUAGACUGCCAGAAUUAUCUAAUUAUGAAGGGCAAUUGAUUGCCAUUGAAUCUGCAAGAGAUAGCAUGAGUUAUGCACCUAUUUCCCAAAGAAUUUAAUUUGUCAGUCCUUCCUCUAAGUAGUAAUAAUUACAGGGAUUAAUUGAAAAGGACUUUACGGAAUUAUAAAACCAACUUGAAUAUGGAAAUGGAGAUCCUAUUAUAAAUGAUAUUGAUGUUCCAGAAUCAUCACAAGUAAAAGGAAUAAGUAGCAAUAAUAAGAAAGAGAAUAGUCAUAAUCUUUUAUAACAAUUAUAAGAAAACUAGUUGUAAUAAAAGAAAAAUGAUUUUGAAGUGAGUGCAAAGAAAUCAAGAUCAAGUAAUACUUCUGGUACGUCUGGAAUAUCUGCAAUUCAAGUGAUUAAGAAAUUUCAAUCAAAGAGGGAUUUAACUCAAAGUUUAUAGGCAUUGUUAGCAAUCAAUAUUUUGAUUGUCCUGAUAAUUGCAAUAUAUAUCAUAAUCCAUUUAAUAAAUGUGAGUUCAUAUCAUGAUGAAUUAUUACAGACUCUAAUUAAUAUUCAAGCUCCUUUAUUAUUUAACAGAUAUUUCUUUAAGACUUUUUGUUAUAUAUGGAGUCUAGUCUUCAAUUCAUUGGAUAUAAUAAAUAGCAGUGAAUACAUAGUUAUUUAAACAUUAGAAGAGAUCCAAGUACUUGCAGACACAAUGCUUGGAAGUUUAAGGAGCAUGUAUGAUACAUUUAUUGGGAUUGAGUAUGAAGGAAUGUUAAGUAAAAUUAAUUUAGAUUUCUUAUAUCAAGAUAAUGAAGUAGUCACAUACACUUAUUUUAUCAAUUUUAUAUCAAAUAUUGCAGAUUUAUUAUUUUAGGCUCAAUAUCAUAGUUUUGAUGAUUUGGAAGACUUGAUUGACCAAAACUAUCUAGAUAAUCUAUUGACAUUAAGAUAUAACUUAAAGAAUGUGAAUUACAUGAAUGUUGAACUGCUGGAUUCAUUGAAUAUAUUAUUCUUUGAUUUAUAGUAGUCAAAGCUAACUGAAUACUAAUUACAAAUUAGUAUUGAGAUAAUAGUGCUAAGUUUGGUAAUGUUUGGUUAAAUUUAUUAUUGGAAUCAACUUGAAAAAUAUUGUCAAGCUAUCAUACUUUUAGCUGGAAGGUUGUAGGAGAAUUAAGCCUAAGAGCAAAUUAUCAGAUUCUCUUAUGUAAAUGAAACUUUGUAAACAUUUAUAGGGAAGUAAAGUUGGAAAUAGCAAAACUAUUACAAAUUAUUAUAUUCAUCUUUAAAUUAGUUGGGUUUAGAAUCUGUUUAUACUUAAUCUAGGAUAUUGAAGGAGUAUUAAUUGUAAUUGUCGAAUAAAAAUCCAUAGAAGUCAGAUAUAAAUAAUGAUGAAGGGUAGAAAAAAAUUAGAAAAAAUCAGAAUGUUGUAUUAAAUUCUAGAAUCACUAAUUCUGGAAUAUCAAUUAUAAAAGAGGUCUUCAUUAUAACAAUUACUUUCUUAAUUAUUCUUGGAUUUAUAAUUGGAGGUUAUUUUUUGUACAAUUCCCAAGCGAGUGAUUUAUAUCCUACCUAAUAAUUGACUUUAAGUUUUAUUAGAUUUACCUCUUAAUAAGAUAUUACAAUAAGCUGUGCUUUAGUAAUCAAAUCUUAACAAAUUUUAUAUAAUAAACUGAUAGAAAAGAAAUAUUAUACCGAUGCGUAGAUUUAGAGUUUUCAAGGUGCUGCAGAAAUUAUGACUAUCUUUUUGGAAUAUUAUGACUCCUAUUUUGAAAAUUUAACAAAUAUCUAUGAAUUCAUUUUAGAAUCGAAUAGAAUAAAUGGAGAUGAUGAAGCUGUUCUAUUUAACUUGUAUUCUGAAGAUUUUUGUAUCCUAUUGGCUGAUCUCAUUCCUUUUUGUGAAUAAGAUGCUAGUUCUUUUGAUGCUAAAUAUGGAACACCAAAUCCAGAUGAUGACAAUCGGGAAUUCCUAAGUUCUGGUAUUCAAGGAGUAGUGAGUCGUAUUGAUACAUUGUUUAAACAGCAAUUCAUUUAUGAGAUCGAGAACAAAGAUUACAGAGAUGAGCUCGAUAUUGUAUUAGAGCAAUUAAAUACUAAAGAAUUCAAUAAUGCAAUUUUUGAGCACUUUUUAGAUACAACUGAUGGUACUAACUUGUUUAUAGAUAACAUUAUGAUAAUCUUAAAGAAUGUAAUGGCAGAGGAUUUAGACGUGAUUUAUUCAUAUUACUUGGCAGCAGGGAUAUCUUUAAUAGUUAUUUAUAUUAUGGUCUUUGGAAUUUGGAUGUACUCCACAAAUUAAAGAUUAAUUUUGCUAAGAUUAGUAUUAACAAAUCUACCUAUAGAAACAUUGACAGAACCACAUACAUUAACAUUAUUAAAGAAAUUAAAAUGA
Paramecium tetraurelia is the source of this 5361-nucleotide messenger RNA. RefSeq lists its product as uncharacterized. The transcript has 4 exons. The record is from RefSeq and is a predicted model, not a curated record. NCBI's taxonomy places the organism in Eukaryota, Ciliophora, Oligohymenophorea, Peniculida, Parameciidae.